CAAUUAAAAAGUAUCAAAGUCUCCCUCAAUUGAUUUCUGUUUGAGAGGGGAUGACUCCAAAGUCUUUCCCUUGAAUUUUCCGCUGGCCAGCAAUGAAGAUGAGAUUAAAAGAAUACAUAUAGCAUCCUUUUCUUUAUCUGCAUAUCUCCCCCACCAAGGAGCAUCAUUCCAACACCAUCAACAAUGUCUACUCCAAUGCAAUACUAUCAGUCUUUACCUCCUGUGGCCAAGUCGUUCGCUGUUAUCUGUUUAAUGACCUCAGGCGCCUAUCAUCUCGAGCUUUACCACUGGAGGAACAUAGCGCUGUUUUAUGCACUUGUGCUAAAGAAAUUUCAGAUUUGGAGGCUUAUUACAAACUUCUUCUUCAUCGGGUCUUUUUCAAUGACUUUUGCGUUUCGCCUGUUAAUAAUAUUAAAGUAUGGAGUUUCACUGGAGAGGGGACCUUUCGAUAAAAGGACAGCAGACUACUUAUGGAUGUAUAUUUUUGGAGCACUCUCAUUGCUGGUAAUGGCAGCUAUUCCAUUUCUGUGGUCUCCAUUCAUGGGAACCUCCUUAGUUUUUAUGAUUGUGUAUGUCUGGAGCCGUGAAUUCCCAAAUGCGCGUAUCAAUGUAUAUGGUCUUGUGGAAUUGAAGGGUUUUUAUCUUCCCUGGUUUAUGCUUGCAAUAGAUUUGAUCCUUGGAAAUCCUUUGAAACCCAAUUUGCUUGGGAUAGCUGCAGGACAUCUGUAUUACUUCUUGACAGUGCUUUAUCCUCUUUCUGGAGGAAAAAACUACUUCAAGACUCCCCUCUGGGUUCACAAGUUGGUUGCAUUUUGGGGUGAAGGAAUCCAAUUUGACACCCCGGUAAGGAGAAACCCUUAUGCUGAAGUUGCUUUCAAGGGGAGAGGCCGUCGUCUUGAUGGUAGUGCAAGCAGUUCAAGGCAGGAGCAAACAAGCACUUCAGCAGAGGCGGAGGCAAACACCUCAGCACCACCCAAUGCAGCUGGUGGAGUAGCUUUUCGCGGCAGAGGCAAUCGUCUUGGUGGACGUUAGCUAGCAGUAUUUGUGAUUUAGUUGAUGUUAUGACUUUUUAAUCAAACAAUCAUGUUAUUAUGUUUUUUAUAAGGUCUUGGGGAAUCAAUGACAAGAUGGGGAUGAAAGAAUGAGCCUCUUGAGGCCACCCGAACCACCCGGGCUAGGCCAGUGGUGGUAUAUGCAUAUGUUGUAUGGGAAGAAAGAACUUGAGUUCACACAUUGCUACUAGCAAAACAAAACUACUUCCGUUAUUUGUGGUUGUGUGUGAUGAUAGUUCAAUUACUGCAUCUGAAUUAU
Molecule: messenger RNA, 1311 nt
Organism: Ilex paraguariensis (yerba mate)
Lineage: Eukaryota; Viridiplantae; Streptophyta; Magnoliopsida; Aquifoliales; Aquifoliaceae
Source: the annotation of a GenBank genome assembly